UCGGGGACCAAAAAUUGUCGCAGAACGUCGCUCGAUCGGAAAAGACGUCCAUCGUCGCGCGCGCGGUCCGUGUCGUGUGUGGUGUAGGUAAUCGCGCGCGCAUCUUCUCCUCUUAGCUCUUAGUUUAGUUACUCAUAUACUAGGUGUAGUGGUCGGUCGGUCCAACGAAAUAUAGCGCCGCGCACCAUAUUUUUAGUUAUUUAAGGAAAUUUUUCGCUCGGCUUAGAAAAUUUUCACAAACGGUGGCAUUUUUCCGCGCGCGUAAUUCGAUAUUUAUCUGAUUGCAUCCUACCUACCUGGAGCUGCAUUUGUUUUGUGUUCCCGAAUUUUUUAGUGGAUUAGUGAUAGUGUAGUCUACGGCGAUCGAAGAAGCGAUAUGAUUUAAGCCGAUCAAAGCAGGCCAGGUGGAAAAGAUCGGAAUUUGAUCAAAGAUGGCCGUGUGCUUUCGGUUGUGGUUCCUGCUGGCGGUCGUUGCCUUGGUGAUUGGGUGUCUGGUGACGAGUGGCGAUGGAUUCCGGUUACGUGACUCCGACGUGGAUGAUAACCAGAGGGCAAUGGUUGCGUAUGCCAAGAGGAAGAUUCAAGGCAGACGCGGGGUCGUAGAGGAGGUGAAGAAACGUGUGGUGGUUGAUCAGGACGACGACGACGAUGAUGAUGAGGAUGAUGAGGAGGGGAUCGAGGAUGACGACGACGAUGAUGAGGAAGAGAGAGCUGCUGAGAGCAAGUACAAGUUUGAGAAAGUGCGUAAGAGCUACAGGUUGUCUCCAGUGCAGAAGAAGAAGGCAGCGGGUAGGAAGUAUAGUUAUGACGAGGAAGUGAAAUCACAGAAGAUCAAGGUGAGAUCGGUGAGAGAUGUUAUUGAUACGGAUGACGACGACGAUGAUGAAGAUGAUGACGAUGAAGAAGACGAAGAAGAGAAAUCGAUUUUCAACCUUUUUGGAUUGCUCGGAUCUAAGAAGAAUAAGGAAGACGAGGAUGAUAAGGAGAAGGAUCAAGUGGAAGACAAGAAUGAUGAUGGCGACGAUGACGACGACGAAGAAGAUGAAAAGGAAAGUGGGGGACUGUUUGGGUGGUUGAAGGAUCUUACAAGUAAGGAUUCCGGAAAAGAAGAAGGAGAUGAGAAACAAAGCGAAGUUGAUGAAGAUGACGACGAAGAUGAUGAUGAGGGAGACAAAGAUGGAGGUGGUAUGUUUGGGUGGUUGAAGAAGCUAUCUGACAUUGUGGACAAUGAUGACGACGAUCGUGAUAAAGACGGUGAUAAUGAUGAUGAUGACGACGAUGAUCACGAUAAGGAAAAGGAAAACCCAUUGAUCAAUUUUGUCAGUAGUCUUUUGCAAUCGGAUAAAGAAGAUACAAGUGAAGAGAUAAAGUUUCCUCCAGUAGGCGAUGAAGACGAUGAAGAUGAAGACGAUUCAACGGAGAAACCGAAGCAAAAGAAAUCCAAGGAUUCCAAAAUUGUUCAACUGCUCAACGCAAGCCCAUUAAACACGUUGUUCAAAUCCGGCGACCUCCCAUCGGAGACUCCAAUCGAUACUGACCCUAAGAAGAUCAAGAAGCUGCAACACACUCCAUCCAAGGUGGUCAAGCAGCGUAUCGAGAUCUCUCCCGAAGACUUUGAGUCGCUACUGCUCCGCAUCCCCUCCUUCGUUCCGGACUACUCCCGCCUAAAGAAUAACGAAUGCCGUCGUCAGGGACAGAUCUUUCAGCGUCAACUACGCGGUAAGCGUCUUUGGGCACUGCAGAUGAUCGACGCCAGCGCCAAGGUGACUUCCGGUCUGCUUCGAGGCAAUGCCAAUCAGUUGGGAGACUAUGAUCUAUGCACCGGCAUCGCUACCAAGGUUAAGGUGAAGGAGGAUGAACAGGUCCGCAUGAGAGGCAAGUACUGCUUGGCACACAUCGAUGUGGUUGCUGAGGACGAUGACCUGAAGUUGCCGGUACAUCUGUUGCAAGGUCGCGGUUUCAUCAAGAGUACUCUGAACGACCCAGAUCAUUUCCUUCCGCGCUUCACGACCAUCAAUUGGGGUAUCUGCCUUCCGGCGGCAUGCAGCUACGAGGAUGCCGGCAGUAUCGUGAAGAACUUUGUGAAGCCGUACAACACUACCGGGAUCAAGCUUUUCCUGGAGAUCGAAGAAGGCAAUUGUCACGUACGCCAGACAUCUACGUGGACCAAGCUGUUCAAGGAGAACUGGCGAUUAGUUGCUUCACUUGGCUUCUACACCUUCAUUGUAGUCGUGACCGUAGUGGCUUCCAUGAACGACUUUGGCAUAAUCCAGAUUGAACCCCAUCCAAAGGUUCCCACCGCGCAGAAAUCUACCAACGAAAACGCUGAAGAGUGUACCACCCCUAACGAAGAACCCAACCUGCUUCAUCAGACCCUAAUGUCCUUCUCGGUUAAGCGAACCUUCCGUCAACUGAUGGGAGGUGAGGACGAAACUCUCGCCGGCAAGGACGUCGUAGGAUGCCUCUCGGGGCUACGUGCCCUUGCAACGAUCGCCCUAUUCUGUGCCCUCCGGCUGAUCCCCAUGGGGUUCCAACCGUUCACCAAUCGAAACGAAUUCACCGAGAGUUUCAACACUCCCUGGAGCGUAGCUCUACGGGUGUUGAUGCUCUACGCCGACGUCUACCUGGUGGUCAGCGGUUUCCUGGCUGCGUACCAUAUGGUUGGCGAGUAUCAGCAGAAGCAGAAGGUUGCCUGGUUCCGCCGAAUCGUCGGACGUUAUCUGAGACUGACUCUACCACUAAUCCCGGUGCUGAUCUUCUAUUCUGUCGUAUGGGAACACCUUGGUAAUGGCCCCCAGUGGGGAGACGUCGUCGUCAAGAACGCCGAUCUGUGCAAACACAACUUCUGGAACAACAUCCUGUUCGUCCAGAAUUGGUACCCCGUAGAAGAAAGCUGUGCUCCUCAUACCUUCCAACUUGCCGUUGAAAUGCAGCUAGCCAUCCUAGCACCACUGCUCUUAAUCAUCCUGACUGCAAACCCAUUCUACGGCAUCGGUGCGUUUGUCCUGCUUCACGGUCUUUCCACGGCCAUGCGCUUCACCUCAACCACGGAGGAUCGCCUCUCGCCAUACAUCUACCACGGCAUCCGCCUAACCCAGAUCUACCGCACCGUCAACUUGAGCUUCUCGGAAACUCUGCACCGUGCCACCCCCUACCUCGCAGGCUUCGGUCUGGGCUAUCUCCUGCGAGAAGGCGACAUCCGCAAACAGGUUGAUCGGGGCAUCCGCAUGAGCGGUUGGAUCGGCAUGGCGAUCGCCCUCGGAUGGUGCUUCGUGUUCCCGCUGAGCACCGCGGAGAAGGAGUUCCAGUACGACAUCAACGAUGCGGCCCAGUACGCAGCCUUGGCGCCGCUCUCCUGGGCGCUUUCCAUCUGCUGGGUGAUCUACUUCUGCGAGACCCACCAGGCCAGCUUGCUGAAUCGUCUGCUCAGCGGCCGCAUGAUGACAUUCCUGAGCAAGAUCUCCUACUCGGUAUCGUUGAUUCAGUUCCUGGUGUUCUUCUACUUUGCCGGAUCGACCCGAGGCAGCGAGGUGUUUAGCUGGUCCGGGUACCUGAAUCGCACGGAGAUUUGUCUGCUCGUCUUCGGAGGCACCCUAUUGACGGUGCUGUACGAUCUACCAAUUCAGAACAUAAAGGCGAUGCUCGAUCGUUCGGGAGUGUUCGACCGGAUGGAGAAGAAGGACAAUUCGGUGGUGGUGCUGACACCUCCGAAGGAAGAAGGACAAGAAGAGGUCACUCAGAACGGAACCGAGAAGCCAGUGGAAAAUGGAAGCGCUGCCAGUCACGACGAGAAGAAGGAGGAAUCGAAGAAGGCUGAGGACGACUUCGUAAGUCCGUUCGAUGACCGUGACGAUGAUUUUGUGCCGCGGCAGGUUUGGAAGCGAAAGACACCGGAGCCGGAACAGAAACCUGCUAGCCCUACCAAAGGUUUCUGGGAUGAUCAUGAAGAAAGUGAUGCCCCAAGAUCCGCCUUCAAAGCCCCGUCUCCGACGAAAACCACCAUGGAGCAGGUAAGCGAAGAGGAGGAAGAGGAGAUCGAAGAAAUCGAAGUCGAGGAAGUCGAAGAGGAGGUGGAAGAAGAAGAAGAAGACGAAGAAGAGGAGGAAAUCGACGAGGAGAAGGAGGUGCUUCACAGACCAACGGGAGCGCAAUCGACAGAAGUAGAGGUAAAACCGGAACCGGAGAAGCCGGAACCCAAGACGACCGCGACCACGACUAGCAGCUACAGUAGAAGUUCCUCGUACAGUCCGCCCUACGUGAGGCGUCAGUGGCGGCGUACGUGGGAUGAUUAGAUGGGAUUCACUUGCCAACGGGGAACAACGAUUUUAUCACGAAAUUUGGAACAAUGCAGAAAAGACAUAUGAAGGUAGGUACGAUUCGACGAAGUUUUACUCUAAAAGCUUUUAAGGCAUCUGAAUUUGACAAAUGCAUACAAUUACUGUGACCAAAGAAUGAGGUUGCUCUUUG
This is a messenger RNA of Aedes albopictus (Asian tiger mosquito), 4467 nucleotides long. RefSeq lists its product as uncharacterized. The transcript has 6 exons. The record is from RefSeq and is a predicted model, not a curated record. Bases 432 to 4292 code for a protein of 1286 amino acids. NCBI's taxonomy places the organism in Eukaryota, Metazoa, Arthropoda, Insecta, Diptera, Culicidae. Gene Ontology annotation, molecular function: acyltransferase activity, transferring groups other than amino-acyl groups.